This is a messenger RNA of Glycine soja, 747 nucleotides long. RefSeq names its product pollen receptor-like kinase 6. The record is from RefSeq and is a predicted model, not a curated record. Bases 1 to 747 code for a protein of 248 amino acids. The transcript has a single exon. Lineage: Eukaryota; Viridiplantae; Streptophyta; Magnoliopsida; Fabales; Fabaceae. Gene Ontology annotation, biological process: protein phosphorylation. Gene Ontology annotation, molecular function: ATP binding; protein kinase activity.
AUGACAGUACUAAAACUUUUACAUUUUCGAAAGCAUCAUAGAAUUUCUCUUAUAUUUUUUGCAAGUGAUAGGGGAGCAUCUCAUGUUAAGCUACAUUGGCCUGCUCGUUUGAAGAUUGUACGAGGAAUCGCACAAGGAAUGCAUUAUCUUUACACAGUACUUGGUUCCUCGGAUCUUCCACACGAGUAUCUCAAGUCCAUCAAUGUUCUCCUUGGACCAGACAAUGAACCAAUGCUUGUGGAUUACGGGUUCAGCCACAUGGUUAACCCUUCAACCAUUGCACAAACAUUAUUCGCUUACAAGGCACCAGACGUAGCACAACAAGGCCAAGUUUCACGCAAUUGCGUUGUUUACUGUCUUGGUGUUGUGAUAAUUGAGAUAUUGAUAGGGAGGUUCCCUUCUCAGUAUCUCAGCAAUGGAAAGGGUGGGGCUGAUGUGGUGCAAUGGGUGGAAACUGCAAUCUCUGAGGGAAGGGAAUCAGAAGUGCUUGAUCCUGAGAUUGCAGGCUCUAGGAAUUGGCUUGGUGAGAUGGAGCAACUCCUCCACAUUGGUGCUACUUGCACUGAAAGCAACCCUCAGCGGCGGUUAGACAUGGCGGAAGCCGUUAGAAGGAUAAUGGAGAUUAAAUUCGAGUGUGGACAUGAAUCAACAAGCCUUGCAUAUUCUCAUCAUGCUGAACAAUCACAGAGGAGACAUGGAACAAACAGCUUCGGAAGCUGGGAUAAUAUCGAAUAUGGCAGCUCCUAG